Messenger RNA from Tachysurus vachellii, 2521 nucleotides. It is a transcript of the gene naalad2, whose product is annotated as N-acetylated alpha-linked acidic dipeptidase 2. Gene Ontology annotation, molecular function: carboxypeptidase activity. The record is from RefSeq and is a predicted model, not a curated record. The transcript has 19 exons. Bases 76 to 2286 code for a protein of 736 amino acids. NCBI's taxonomy places the organism in Eukaryota, Metazoa, Chordata, Actinopteri, Siluriformes, Bagridae.
AAACACAUAGCGCAUAAACCCGCAGUCCGGACUUUUGAGCGCGUGCCGUUGUGUUCAGAGUGAACUAUCGCGUCAAUGGGAGCGAAAAAGAAGCUCGUAUGCUGGCUGCAAUGGGUCACCGUCUGCACGCUCGUGCUCCUCGUGGGAUUUAUAAUCGGCUGGUUUGCGAGACCCGUUGACAAACCCGAUGGAGAAAAACGUGACUUCCUGCAGGAGUUCUUGGCUGAAAUUCAUGCAGGCAACAUCAAAGAGCAUCUCAGGAAGUUCACUCGUCUGCCCCACUUGGCUGGAACGGUGCAGAACCUGCGAUUGGCCGAGCAGAUUCAGGAGGAGUGGCUUAAGUUCGGGCUGGACUCUGCCGAGCUGGUGUGGUACGAUGUUCUGCUCUCGUACCCCAACACGACCAGGCCGAACUUCAUCUCUGUAGUGGACCAGCAUGGAGACGAGGUCAUUAAGUCAUCACUGGCUGAACCGGUACCUGAGGGUUAUGAGAACGUGAGUGACAUCGUUCCACCGUACAACGCCUUCUCUGCACAGGGACAACCGGAGGGCGAGUUGGUGUAUGUGAACUACGGCAGGACGGAGGAUUUCCUCAGGCUUCAGAGGGAAAUGGGAAUCAACUGCACGGGGAAAAUCGUCAUUGCCCGAUACGGCAAAAUCUUCAGAGGCAACAAGGUAAAAAAUGCCAUGUUAGCAGGUGCCAAAGGCAUCGUGUUGUACUCGGACCCGGCGGAUUACUGUGCCGACCAAGUGAAGCCGUACCCUGAGGGAUGGAACCUGCCAGGAGGUGGAGCACAACGGGGCAACGUCCUGAACCUGAACGGCGCCGGAGACCCCUUAACCCCUGGCUACCCCGCUAAAGAGUACACUUUCAGAUUGAGUCUAGAAAAGGGGGUGGGGCUUCCCAAAAUUCCAGUACAUCCUAUUGGCUACAGUGAUGCUUUUCAUCUGCUGAAGAAUAUGGGCGGAGCCUCUUCACCGCCUGAUUGGAAAGGAGCUCUGAACGUGUCGUACCGCAUCGGACCCGGAUUCAUCGAUGACUUUGCACAGAAUAAAGUGCGCAUGAACGUGCACAGCUACAAUCAGGUGACCCGCAUCUACAAUGUGAUUGGUCGAAUCAGAGGUGCUCAGGAGCCAGAUCGUUAUGUUAUAUUAGGUGGUCAUCGUGAUGCCUGGGUGUUUGGGGGAAUCGAUCCUGUGAGUGGAGCUGCAGCAACACAUGAGACUGUCAGAGCAGCUGGAAGACUCCUACAGAAAGGCUGGCGGCCCAGACGCACUUUGAUCUUUGCUAGUUGGGAUGCUGAAGAGUUCGGCCUGCUGGGAUCCACAGAGUGGGCGGAGGAAAAUGCUAAAAUGCUCCAGCAAAGAGCUGUAGCAUACAUCAAUGCAGACUCUGCUAUUGAGGGCAUGUACACGUUGAGAAUAGACUGCACUCCUUCUCUGCAUACACUGGUGUACGACAUCACAAAACAGGUGAUGAGUCCAGAGGAAGGGGAAGAGGGAAUGACUCUGUAUGACAGCUGGCACAAACGAGACAACUGGACUGAUGUUCGUGAUGCACCCCGGAUCAGUAAGCUCGGCUCAGGCAGUGAUUUUGAAGCGUACUUUAUCAGACUGGGAAUUACAUCUGGGCGAGCAAGAUACACCAAGAACAGAAAGACAGAGCGAUACAGCAGUUAUCCCGUCUACCACAGCGUGUAUGAGACAUUUGAGCUGGUGGAGCGUUUCUAUGACCCCACCUUCCGCCGCAUGGAGGUGGUGACGCGUGUACGAGGGGGUGUGGCUUUCCGCUUAGCCGACGCCCCUGUGCUACCUCUGGACUGUAACGAGUAUGCGCUCGCUCUUUCUCAAUAUGCACACGCCAUCCACCGGCUCGCACAGAAACACCCACAGGAGAUGGAGCGCUACGCUGUGACGUUCGAUGCUUUGUUUUCAGCAGUGGACAAUUUUACACAAGCAGCACAGGAGUUUCAUCGUCGUCUGAACAAACUCGACACAACCAAUUCUCUCUCAGUGCGGAUGGUCAACGAUCAGCUGAUGUAUCUGGAGCGGGCGUUUAUCGAUCCUCUCGGUCUCCCCGGGCGACCUUUCUACAGACACGUGGUUUUCGCUCCCAGCAGCCACAACAAGUAUGCGGGUGAGUCGUUCCCAGGGAUUUACGACGCUCUGUUUGACAUCGAGAACGCUGGCGAGCCUGAGACAGCCUGGAGCGAGGUGAAGAGACAGAUCAGCAUUGCUGCUUUCACUGUCGACGCUGCCGCUGAUACACUCCACCCUGUCGCCUGAGCUCAACGUGAUCAUAGAGGACAUACAAAGUAGUGUUAAUUUCGUCAGACGAGACGAGACGAAAUAUGUUCGUCAACAACCUUUUUUUUUCAUGACUAAGACGAGACGAUGACGAGACUGCACCACUGUCCAAAAACGCUGACUAAGACUAAAUUAACAUGCAUUAUUGUUGACGAAAAAAGACGAGACACAAAUGUUUUGUAUAAAAUAAAAACUAAGAUAAAAUCUCUCUUCA